Hirsutella rhossiliensis is the source of this 1272-nucleotide messenger RNA. RefSeq lists its product as uncharacterized. The record is from RefSeq and is a predicted model, not a curated record. The transcript is spliced from 7 exons. Bases 1 to 1272 code for a protein of 423 amino acids. NCBI's taxonomy places the organism in Eukaryota, Fungi, Ascomycota, Sordariomycetes, Hypocreales, Ophiocordycipitaceae.
AUGCGGGACUUCUCGCGCGGCUUCCUCAGCUACUGUGACGACGCGCUCAACGGCGCGCCCACACGCGCGGGCAAGAACGCCAGCCACGGAAGAGACGGCGGCUACCGCAGUGACCUACGCCGCUAUGGCCCAGAAGGGGAUGGCGCAGUCAGGGGGCGGCCCCUGCCGGCCCGCCCCGACCCACAACCUCGGAUGGCCCCACACGUCCAGCCGCCUAAGCGCGUCUUCGGCGACUGGGCGGCCUGCCUCGGAACCGAAGCGGUUGAAGGCUUCCAGAAUUGGCACACUUAUACGGUGGCCGACUGCCCCAGGCAGCUCACGGAUAUCUGGGGGUCUGCAGUAGACUAUGGCCAAGCUAUCAGAGAAGAGAUCAAGCUGCAGACAGGCGUGGAACCAGUAGACGUUCACGAAAGCCAAGAGACACGCCGAGGGCUCAGGCCGGCCUACCGUGACGAUGAUUGUGUCAUUCAAGGCGGCUAUACAGAAGAGAUGGCGACUCUUCGGCACCGGCCGAUUAGCGCGACCGAUCACCAAGAACCCCCGACCUACCCAAUAAACCGGCGUGCCGACGCUGCGGCGGAAAAGACCACCACGGUGACGACUGUGAUCGUCCGAGAGGUGCGCGAACUGCUUCGGGCCCUUCCAGGAAGACCACAAGCAAUCGAAAAGCACGCAGUAAGGAAGAUGGGCUCCCGGCUAUAUCGGCAAACCAACAUGGAACUCGAACGGCUGGCGCCAACCACCUCUCCCCAGUCAUCCCAAGGACCGACCCCUUCACCCUGCGCAAGAGCCGUCGAGGCCCGCCAGAUGCAGCGGCCGCCUCCCUCCAGCGCGCAAGCGCCCGACCCCACGGCGCUUCUUCCACCUCAGGACGAGAUAACAAAGAACCCGCGACAGGAGGACUAUCCGAGUUCUCCAGGCCAACGUGGCAAAGCAGAGCCUUAUCAUAGCAUGGCCUUACGACUAGCAGAAGCAGAAGAUUACGACAUCGUGCUUAUCCAGAAACCGAACUUCUGGAUAGAAAAGAGAGCGGGACAUACCUUCCACGCCUUUGCGCCAGAACGAGCAUGGGAUCCAGACCAGGCCCCGAGGGUGAUGUCGUACGCCCGUAACGAUGCGAAUAUCCGAGUAGAGCAGAUCUGCUCCAUACCCACGCGCGAUAUACUCUGGCUUCGGGUCAACGGCAUCCUCAUCAUCAAUUUCUACCGAUACGAGGGGACCCCCGAGCCACUUGACUACCUCCUUCCCUGGCAAAUGCCUUGUCGCGGGUGA